Telopea speciosissima is the source of this 694-nucleotide messenger RNA. Its product is annotated as protein FAM136A. The transcript has 3 exons. The record is from RefSeq and is a predicted model, not a curated record. Lineage: Eukaryota; Viridiplantae; Streptophyta; Magnoliopsida; Proteales; Proteaceae. Bases 49 to 501 code for a protein of 150 amino acids. Gene Ontology annotation, cellular component: cytoplasm.
UCCAAAACCCUCCCUCGUUUGGACCUCUUUUCCCAUUCUAAAGGGGAGAUGGAUCACAUAGCGGCAGACGAGGAGCGUUUAGUUUCUGAGAGAUUGAGACGAAAGCUGAACGAAGUGAAUGUAGCAGCGCAGAAGCAACUAUCGGGAGUACAAGACCAUGUCAAUUUUACUCUUCAGAAAGAGUACUUCAACUGCGCACAUAAGUGUUUUGAUAGGAGCAGAAGGCAUGAAGAGAUAAGCAAUUGCGUAGAAAAUUGCAGUGUUCCAGUUCUUACUGCUAACAAUCUGGUUGAGAAUGAAAUGGCCAAGUUUCAAGAAAGGUUGCAGAGGUCUCUGAUGGUUUGCCAAGACAGGUUUGAGGCAGCCAAGCUACAACAGCACAAGAGUGGAGCCAUUGAUGAGAUGGAAUCAUGUGUUGAGCAAGCGAUCACUGAUGGGAUCCAGCAGUUGCCACAUAUUGUUGAUCGGUUGAAGGCAUCGCUCUCCAUUGGUAGUGAUUGACCAAAUCUGCUGAUCAUGGAUAAUUUUCAUUUUUAUCUUAUUACUCCAAUUUAUGUUUGCUAAUUUUUUAGGAGAGCAUCAUUGUUACAGGAUAUAUAUUAGUUGCAUGCCCUAUUGAGCAGGGCCGUAUGAGAUGUAGAACAUACAAUUUUGUUGAUCAGAUAACGGAUAAAUUGGGUUCAACUGAGAUUUA